Molecule: messenger RNA, 1944 nt
Organism: Drechmeria coniospora
Lineage: Eukaryota; Fungi; Ascomycota; Sordariomycetes; Hypocreales; Ophiocordycipitaceae
Product: lectin family integral membrane protein
Exons: 5
Coding region: 1-1944 (647 amino acids)
Biological process (GO): endoplasmic reticulum to Golgi vesicle-mediated transport; endoplasmic reticulum organization; Golgi organization
Cellular component (GO): Golgi membrane; endoplasmic reticulum membrane; endoplasmic reticulum-Golgi intermediate compartment
Molecular function (GO): D-mannose binding
Source: RefSeq, a predicted model, not a curated record
AUGCGAGCCUUCGGACUCCCCGCGACUCUGGCGGCGCUGCUUGCCGCCAAUCUUGCCGAUGCGCAGUCGCAGUACCUCGUCACCGACAUGAGCUUUGGACACGCCGGAACAUUGAGCUCCGCCGACGCCCACGGGAAGAUAAAGAACUUUGCCCUCUCGGGCAAGCCGAUCCAGCCUGAGCUGCUCUCCAACAAGGUCAUCCUGACCCCCGUCGCCCCCGGCAACCAGCGAGGUGCCGUCUGGGCCGAGAACCCCCUGACGCGCUCGACUUGGUCCGCCGACGUCGACUUCCGCGUCAGCGGACCGGAGCGAGGCGGCGGCAGCUUGAACAUCUGGCUCGCGCGCCAAGGCGGCGUCGAGGUCGGCACCCACAGCAUCCACAGCGUCGGCAAGUUUGACGGUUUCGCCCUCGUCAUCGACUCGAGCGCGAGGCACGGCGGCAUGGUUCGAGGCUUCCUGAACGAUGGCAGCAUCGACUACUCCAGGCUCGCCACCGUCGACGCCAUGCCCUUUGGACAGUGCAAGUACGCGUACCGCAAUCUCGGACGUCCAUCCCAGGUCAAGAUUAUUCAGUCGCCCAAGUCGUUCCGGGUCGAGAUCGACAGCAAGCUCUGCUUCGAGACCAACAAGGUCAGCGUUCCGGCCGGCAACUUCUUCGGCAUCACCGGCGCCAGCGCCGACAACCCCGACUCGAUCGAGGUCUUCAAGCUCGUCGUCCUGUCCGAGUCGACCGUCUCGGGCGACGGCGACGCCAAGCCCAUCCCGGUCAAGUACGCGACUCAGCAGCAACAACCUCCGGCCGUCACGCCGAACAAGCCGAACAUGGCCAAGGCCGCGGCCAAGGUCCCCGCCGACCAGCCGGCCGAAAAGUUCACGUCGUCCAAGGAGCAGUUUGAGGACCUGCACAACCGGCUGCAGUCGGCCAUGCACCAGAUCGCCGACGUCCACGACUCCGUCCUGCAGAAGCAGCAGGAGGAAGAGCAGCACCACCUCGACGUCAAGCAAGCCAUCGAUGCCCUACGGACGCAAAUCCUCCGCCUGCAGCAGUCGGACCUCUUGCUGAACCGCAUCAAGGAUCUCGAGUCGGAGGUUCACGGACUGCGCACCGAUCUCGGCUCCAAGUUCAACGCCCAUGACGAGUCCUUCCAGGGCUACCUAAGCCAUCAUCACGCGACGUUGCGGAACGUGGUGGCCAACAGCGUUCCGGGACACGGCAAGGUCAUUUUCUUCCUCAUCGGUUCCCAGAUGGCCGUCGUCGGCGCCUAUAUCCUCUACAAGAAGCGGAAGAACAACAACAACAUGAAGAAGUUCCUGCCUGAGCAACCGGGGCUGAAGAGUGAGAAAGAGCUGGACGGGCUCGAAUCCCUUGCUGUCAUGGCAGCUGAAGCUCCGUACAGGGUCACCGGCCAGCUGGACCUCGGCCGAAUCGAGGCCCUGCUCCGGGUGAAGGGACCGGCGGCGGAAGAUGAUGUCCGGGCCCUGCGAGAGGAUCCGCAUACCCUCUGCGCGCGUGUCGCCAGCAACCUGGUGGUGAACACUAUAUUUCAACGUGCCCGGCUCAGCAGCUCAGUCUUCUGCCGACAUCAACGAUUCGACCAAGAGCAAGACAAAGACAAAGACAAAGACAAGGGGCUCGGCGGCACCGAAGAGGCGACAGAUGGUGUGCUCCGAACGCUGUUCUUCGACCCGACGCUGACGUCCUCACCGGGCAAGGUUUCGUGGAAUGACUUGCUCUACGCCAUGGCGUCGACGGACAUUUUCGCAGCAGAGAAGAUGUACGGAUCCGUCUGGCAGUUCCAGAGGGUCGAUGGACUCGAUCAAAGCCGCAUCCAAUUUCACGAGCUGCACCCUCUAGUGAAGGUCCCCUUUACCGUGGUCAGAAGCCACGGUAGGAGAUUAAACAGGUCCUACGGCUGGACCCGCGCCACAUGUAUCCAUAAAUGA